AACAUCACGUAUUGUUUCAGUCCCUGAGUAAAGCGCCACCAAUCACAAGCCGCGCCACUGCGUGUUGCUAGGCAGAUUAUGUUAAUAUAUGCAAUGCAGCCGCCUCUGCAGCUACCAUUCUGAGGCGUCCCUGCCCGCCUCAAGAGUGACGUGAGAGGUGACGUUGUUGGCUACAGGCCUGACAACGUGCUGCCAUGGAGACCAAACAGGAACCCUCGGCCGUGUGGAGUCAGACUACUGACAAUGAUUCAGGCAACAGCACACAGGUGCAUUUUGAAGGCGGCACAGUGGCCCAGAUUGUGUACAGUGGAGAUCAGGCAGACCGGGGACAGCAGCAGGUGGUUUAUACAGCAGACGGGAACUCCUACACCUCUGUAGAGUCUGCGGAGCACACGCUGGUUUACAUCCACCCUGCAGAUGGCACUCAGACUGUAUUUGCUGACCAGCCACAGGUGGCUUACAUUCAGCAGGAUGGCACGACUCAACAGGUCACUGUUUUGUUGCCCAGCGGACAGAACAUGAAUGCUGCCAAUCUGCAUGUUCUGAGCAAUGUUGCAGAGGCUCCCCAAGCUAUUCUGGAGGCGGUCUCCCAGGAGCAGCUUUCUGCGUCCAAUUCGCUCCCCUCCAUGGGUGACAUCGCGGACCCCCCCAUCAGUCCCCUCGGGGCCACAGACUCCACAGACGACUCUGACGAGGAGGAAGAUGAAGACUCUGAUAUGGAUGACUGGGAGCCUCGUCUGCCUCAAUCAUUCAACCCCCACAGCCUCUGGUGUGACGAGUGUAAUUGUGCCAACCCCUCGGUGUGCCUGAAGCACGGCCCUCUGCACCCCAUCCCCAACCGGCCCGUGAUGUCCAAGGCCCGAGCCAGCCUGCCUCUGGUCCUCUACAUCGAUCGCUUCCUGGGCGGAGUGUUCUCCAAGAGACGCAUCCCCAAGCGCACGCAGUUCGGUCCGGUGGAGGGACACCUGGUCUGUCAGAGCGAACUGCAGGACCACUACAUCCAUCUAAAACUGCGCAUGCUGGAUGCUGAGAAAGACGAAGAGAAGUCUGAGGACAUGUGGUUGGAUCUUUCCGAUGAAGAGAGUUGUAACUGGAUGAUGUUUGUGAGGCCUGCUCAGAACCAUCUGGAGCAGAAUCUGGUUGCCUACCAGUACGGCUCGGAGAUCUUUUACACAUCCAUCAAGAAUAUCCAACCCAAACAAGAGCUCAAGGUGUGGUAUGCAGCCUCAUAUGCAGAGUUUGUCAACCAGAAGAUCUACAAUGUUACAGAAGAGGAGAGAAAAGUGCUCCGGGAGCAAGAGAAGAACUGGCCUUGUUACGAGUGUAACCGCCGCUUUGUGAGCUCCGAACAACUGCAGCAACAUCUCAACAUGCAUGAUGACAAGUUAAACUCCGUUACCAGAUCCAAAGGCCGGGGUCGAGGAAGAGGCCGGAAGAGAUUUGGGACCGGAAGAAGACCGGGACGCCCACCUAAAUUUAUACGUUUGGAUCUCCCAGUCGACGCCGCUGGGGAAAAGACAACACAGGAGAUGCUGGAAUUGACAGAGAAGCCUCUAGAGGAGCGCGAGGAGGCAGCUGAGAAUGGGAUGACGGUGGUGGAGAUGGAGUCUGAGGACGCGACCGGGACCGAGUCAGAGGGACAACUUAUCCCUCCUGCAGGGGAGCCGGUUUCAGAGUCCGUCACCCCGCCCUCUGACACGGACGCCCCUGUUCCACUGAAGGAGGACCCAGCGCAGAGCAGCCAAUCAGAAGGCCACCUCACGUCUCAGGAAAUGCGCCGUGCCAAGAGGAUACGGAUGGAUGUGCAGAAUGCAGCACUGCAGCACCUUUUCAUAAGGAAAAGUUUUCGUCCUUUUAAAUGCACCCACUGCGGAAAGGCCUUCCGGGACAAAGAAAAGCUGGACCAGCACUUGCGGGUCCACGGCCGGGACGCCUACGCCUUUUCCUGCCACAUCUGCAGCAAGACCUUCAUGAGUGACUCGGCCCUGGAGGACCAUCUGCUGGUGCACACGGAAAACCGGUCCUACUCUUGUCUCUUGUGCCCGGAAACCUUUGAAAGACUGGAGCUGCUCAAGGACCACGUAGGGAUGCAUGCUGUGAACGGCUGCUUCACCUGUCCUUCCUGCAAGAAGACAUUUACUGACUUCAUCCAGGUGAAGAAGCAUAUCCGCUGCUUCCAUUCAGAGAAGAUUUUCCAGUGUCCAGACUGUGAAAAGGCCUUCUGCCGGCCGGACAAGCUGCGCUUGCACAUGUUACGCCACUCCGACCGCAAGGACUUUCUGUGCUCAACAUGUGGCAAACAAUUCAAGAGGAAAGAUAAGCUGCGGGAGCACAUGCAGCGCAUGCACAAUCCCGACAGAGAGGCCAAGAAGGCAGACCGAAUCCACCGCUCCAAAACCCUCAAGCUGAAGGUGCCAACCACGGACUUCGAGAGCUUUAUGUUCAAAUGCAGAGUGUGCAUGAUGGGAUUCAGACGCAGAGGAAUGCUGGUCAAUCAUUUAUCCAAGCGUCACCCGGAGAUGCGUAUUGAUGACGUGCCAGAGCUCACGCUGCCGAUCAUCAAGCCCAACAGGGACUACUUCUGUCAGUAUUGUGACAAGGUGUAUAAGAGUGCCAGUAAGAGGAAGGCACACAUACUGAAGAACCACCCCGGGGCAGAGCUGCCGCCCAGCAUCCGGAAGCUGCGUCCGGCUGCUCCUGGUGAACCGGACCCCAUGCUGAGCACCCACACACAGCUGACCGGCACCAUCGCCACUGCACCGGUCUGCUGCCCGCACUGUGCCAAACAGUACAGCAGCAAGACUAAGAUGGUUCAGCACAUCAGGAAGAAGCAUCCAGAGUUUGCACAACUCGUCAGCAACAUUCAGACUCCUCUGACCGCGGCCGUCAUCAGCAGUGCUCCUGCCGUCAUCAGUGCGGACGGGACCACAGCGGAGGCUGUAGUGACAACAGAUUUGCUGACCCAGGCCAUGACGGAGCUCUCUCAAACACUGACAACAGACUACCGCACAGCACAGGGAGACUACCAGAGGAUCCAGUACAUCCCCGUGUCUCAGGCAGGAGGCGGCCUCUCCCAGCCGCAGCACAUUCAGUUGCAGGUGGUGCAGGUGGCUCCGGCUUCCCCACCACAUUCCCAGCACUCGGCAGUAGAUGUGAGCCAACUGCACGACCCUCACGGCUACAGCCAACACUCGAUCCAGGUACAACACAUCCAGGUCAACGAGGCUUCAGGCCCUGGACAAGGUGCCAGCCAGGUCAGCGGUCAGCCUCUAAGCCCCACCUCCCAGCAGCCCAGUCAGGAGCUGAGUCCCACCCAGCUGACCCCUGUGACCUUAGCUCAGAGCCACACCCUGCAGACCACCAGCACGCAGCAGCAGCAGCAGGGCGCUGUGCAGCAUGCUUACAUACCUGGGAACUGGAACUACCGAGGCUACUCGUCUGAGAUCCAGAUGAUGGCUCUACCACACACGCAAUACGUGAUAGCUGAGGCCACCGCUCCUGUAUCCGGAGUCAACAGCAACCAGGUGAAAACGACACACUACGUCAUCUCUGAGGGCCAGAAUGAGCUGGAGACUAAGCAGGCGGUUCCUCAGAACACAACGCAGAGCCACACGGAGCAUCUGGAGCAGCAACCGGCCAAUCAGCAAGCCACCACCCAGUACAUCAUCACCACAACCACCAAUGGUAGCGGCACCAGUGAAGUUCACAUCACUAAACCCUGAACUGUACGGCGAUGAACUCUGCAAACCACAGACUGAUCCGCACGUAUACCUCAGAAGCUUGUAUGCUCGUUAAGGAACAAACGCAGUUGCACAUGGAUACAUACAGCACUAAAAAGGGGAUGACUUGAAGGGCAGCACAGUUGUAUGUGUCUGUUCGAGGGUGUAUGAGCUGUGAAGUUGCAAGCUGCCAGAACUUUGUGAGGGGAGAGCGAGAGAAAGUUUGCAUUUUAACAGAAUAUGUAAACAAUGACCGAACUGCACUUGCUUUAACGAUACAGAUUUGGAAAAUAUUUUCUUAGAAUAUGUUCUUGUUGUCAGCAGAUUCAAUCUUAUAUAUGUUAAAUACAGGUCCUGUACACAUCUAUAAAAGAAAAUAUCUUAGUCCUACUGUGUGAGCUACUGAAGUGGUGGAAAUGUUUUGUUUCUCAGUCCUCACACACACUCAAGCCCAUUUUACAUCUUUUGUAAAGCUCCAUCAAUUUCUAAAGUAUAGAAUUUGUAAGUAAAUCCUGGAAAAAAAAUACAGAGCAAAAGUAGAAAAAAUACUGUAUAAAAAAACCCUUCUCCGGUUGGCCUUUCAAACCAUUGUGUUUGUGCCCAACACUGUGUGUUUGUUUGUUGUAUGUUACCAUCAUGUUGCUGAUCUCUAAUGAUAUUUGUGUCCAUUAAGUUCCUUUUGGAAUGGUUUCAGACAUUUUAUUAUUCACGUAGUGGAUUGUCCUAUUUUGUAUUUCUUUGUAAUCAGAGUGUUAAAAAACAUAUUAGAGGUCGGCACACAGUGUUAUUCCAUGUAAUGAUAUGUUUAUUAAAUACAAAUAAUUUACAUGUAUUUCAUUUGGGGUUGGCGUUUAAAGAACAGCAGAGUCAUAUUUCCAUCCUGAUGAAGAGUGAAAGGAGAAAGUUCCACAGAAGGAAUAGCUCAAACCUUGUGAAAGCAAGAUGCCUUGUUUAUGUGUUCAUCAACAAGGCAUCUACUGCUGCAACUCAUAUUACAUUACUUGUGGUACUCUUGAUGUUCAUUAAGUACUUUUAGGUUACCCUUGAAGAAUAUACCGGUUAAUACCUAAACACAAUUUAGGUUAUUGUAAAAUGCUUUUAAUGUGGCCAUAUUUAUAUUAGUCUAUAGACUUGUAAAAUAUUGCAGGAAUAUUUUAAACAUGUACAGCAGCGACGUUGUCCUUUUGUCUAUGUGUUGAGAAAUUAAAUUAUUUUAUAUCUGU
Molecule: messenger RNA, 4942 nt
Organism: Gasterosteus aculeatus aculeatus (three-spined stickleback)
Lineage: Eukaryota; Metazoa; Chordata; Actinopteri; Perciformes; Gasterosteidae
Source: RefSeq, a predicted model, not a curated record